This is a messenger RNA of Populus trichocarpa (black cottonwood), 2185 nucleotides long. Its product is annotated as pectinesterase 3. Bases 187 to 1953 code for a protein of 588 amino acids. The record is from RefSeq and is a predicted model, not a curated record. Lineage: Eukaryota; Viridiplantae; Streptophyta; Magnoliopsida; Malpighiales; Salicaceae. The transcript has 2 exons. Gene Ontology annotation, biological process: cell wall modification. Gene Ontology annotation, molecular function: pectinesterase activity; pectinesterase inhibitor activity.
UUAUAAAAAGACACCAGCUCCAAGCCAAACUAAAGUCCCACCCACCAGCUCUCAUUCAACAAAGCCCACACGCAUUUUCACACCACCGAUUUAAAGCUCAGCCGCGCACCCUCAAAGCCCUCACAUUAUUCCCAGCAAAGCUAGCUCGCUCCCUCCACAGAUUAAAAAAAACACAGACAGCAAUUUAUGGACUCUAUCAAUUCCUUCAAAGGAUAUGGUAAGGUGGAUGAGGCAGAGCAGCAAGCCUUCCGGAAAAAAUCGCGGAAGCGUCUGAUCAUUAUCGUUGUCUCCUCCAUUGUUCUUUUAGCUGUGAUAAUUGGUGCUGUUAUAGGAGCUGUUGUGCACAAGCGAAACAACAAGUCAUCAUCCAACCCGGUUCCUCCUCCUGAGUUGACUCCAGCCACUUCACUGAAGGCGGUUUGCAGUGUGACCCAGUACCCAGCCUCAUGUUUCUCCAGCAUCUCUGCCCUUGAAACGGGUAACACCACAGACCCAGAAGUGCUUUUCAAGCUCUCUUUACGUGUUGCAAUGAAUGAGCUCUCCAAGCUCAAAGACUACCCCGAUAAGCUCAUACAAAGCAUUAAGGACACAACCCUUCAAGGUGCUUUGAAAGUCUGCGCAACCGUGUUUGAUGAUGCUGUAGAUAGACUGAAUGACUCCAUAUCAUCAAUGGCUAUUGGUGAAGGUGAACAGAUUUUAUCACCAGCUAAAAUGAAUGACUUGAAGACUUGGCUCAGUGCUACAAUUACCGACCAAGAAACAUGUUUAGAUGCUCUACAAGAGUUGAGCACUACAAAGCAUUUUAACCAGACACUUGUUGAUCAAGUCAAGACAGCAAUGGAGAACUCUACCGAGUUUGUUAGCAAUAGUUUGGCCAUUGUUGCAAAAAUCCUGGGUUUGUUGUCUGAUUUCAAAAUCCCAAUUCAUAGAAGGUUACUUGGAUUUGAAAGAAGCCAUAUUUCAGAAUUUCCUCAAUGGGUUAGUUUUGGAGAUAGAAGGCUCCUUCAGGAGUCUAAACCGACGCCGAAUGUCACAGUGGCGAAGGACGGUAGUGGGGACUGCGAGACCCUACGUGAGGCGGUAGGAAAAAUUCCAAAGAAGAGUGAAUCAAAAUUCAUCAUACAUGUUAAGGAAGGUGUAUAUGUGGAGAAUGUGAUUUUGGACAAAAGCAAGUGGAACGUGAUGAUUUACGGUGAGGGGAAGGACAAGACAAUUGUUUCAGGAAGUCUGAAUUUUGUUGAUGGAACACCCACCUUCUCUACUCCCACUUUCGCGGUUGCGGGCAAGGGGUUCUUUGCCAGAGAUAUGAAGUUCAUUAACACGGCUGGGGCAGAAAAGCACCAGGCAGUGGCCUUCAGGUCCGGCUCGGACAUGUCAGUAUUUUAUCGGUGUGCAUUUGAUGCAUUUCAGGACACGCUCUAUGCUCACUCAAAUCGACAAUUCUACCGUGACUGUGACAUUACCGGCACCAUUGACUUCAUUUUCGGCAAUGCUGCGGUUGUCUUCCAAAAUUGCAACAUUCAGCCCAGGCAACCCUUAGCCAACCAAUUCAACACCAUCACAGCCCAGGGAAAGAAGGAUCCUAAUCAAAACACUGGCAUUUCAAUUCAGAAGUGCAAGUUUUCUGCUUUCGAUAAUGUUACAGCACCAACUUACCUUGGUAGGCCUUGGAAGGAUUAUUCCACCACUGUCAUUAUGCAGUCCGAUAUCGGGUCAUUCUUGAGACCAUUAGGUUGGAUAUCAUGGGUCAGUGGUGUGGAUCCACCGGCCACCAUAUUCUAUGCAGAGUACCAGAACACUGGUUCUGGUGCUAAUGUUGAUGGAAGGGUUAAAUGGACCGGUUACAAGCCAGCUCUUACGGUGGACGAGGCAGGGAAAUUUGCUGUGGACUCCUUCAUCCAAGGCAGCGAGUGGUUACCGAAAACCAGCGUGACAUUCCAAUCAAUGUUAUGAUUUAAAAUUGUUUGGAGGGUGUGAUUGUGAUGAAGUGCCAUAACCAAUUAUCGGUCAAGUUUGGUAAAAUUAAAAUAUCGCCAGAAGAGGAUGAUUUUUACCUUUACUGUGUUCUUUCUUUAGAGAGGAGAGGAAAAUGUUCAUAGAUAUUAGUGUUCAAACUUUCUUCUUUUGUUACACAUUUUAUUUUUUAUUUUUUAUUAUAAAAAAAGUGUCAAUGAGUUAUCCUCAA